ACGGAGGAGGGGGGGUCGGGGUGGGGGAGCGUGGAGUCGUAAUCGCCGCUGAAGGAAAGGUCACGUGUGGGCAUAAAUAGGAAGGAGAAGAAGCAGCAGACAUCAGUUCCAUUCGAGACUUGAGACAGCUCGCACACGGGGAAAACUGAGAAACAUGUGGAAGGGAACAUUGCUAGUUGGCUUCGCUGUGGCCCUCCAGUUGGCAGCGGCAGUAGGCGGAGCAGAGAGCUUGUCCUUCCACGGGUUCCUUCCCCUUGAAAAUAUAAGAGGCAAACAGCCCCGAGGCGACAACCAGCCCAAUGACGUGUACAGCCACCUCCAGCCCAAGCCCUUCCUGAGACCCGACGAGGACGUAUACUACCCCCCCACCCUCAUCGGCUUCGGGCUGGAGUACGGACAAGACCCCGAGGAGAAGGUUUAUCAGAUCUACUCGAAGCAAGAACUUGAGGAGCUGCGGAGUAAGCAAAUGAUGAAGAAGAAACACGGCAAGAGCUUCAACAAGGGGUCCCACGACAAGGGUAUUCACAGCCAAGAACAGAGCCAUGGUGACCCCAAUGCGGCUCCUCCUCCUCCUUCCCCAAUCCACCAGGGCCAGCCUCCUCUUCCUUCUCCUCCGUCCAACCACCACCAUCACCCCAACGAGCCUCAUUUCCAGUCCUCUGAGAACCAUCACUCCUACGGUUCCCCUCCUCCUCCUCCUCCUCCUCAGUACCUCAAGAAACCCUCCUUCCCUCCUCCCCAUCCUCACUUCGGCUAAAUCUCAAUCCCCAUCGUAUCCUCCUCUGCUGUAAAUACUUCUCUUCAUCCCACUGACCUCUCUGAUCGUGGUUCAAAUCGUCCCUCCACGUCUCGAAAGCCACUCAGGGUGUUUCUUUUACCCGAGUCACCCCUUUCAAGCGUCUCCAGUCACCCAGCCGAAGCCAAACCAUGACUGUGUUUAUAAUUCCUUCAGUCCCCCCGCGUUGUUUCCUUGCUCCGUGCUCUCAUAUUCGCCUCAUGAGUCACCCUGUCACAACCCUCUCGUUUUCAUUUUCAUGUUCAUUGUUUUUUGAGUCACGUUUCGGAUCUCAAGUCAAUCAUUUCUUCAACUUGGGCGCCACAGUGAGCCGCGUAUAACACCCGGAUUCCUGUCUGUCGCCCCGAAGUCCCUAAUCUCAGACGCAUUUCGGCUCUCUUCUUUUUUGCCAUCCAGUUCAAGUUCAAGUGUGGCUCAAGAAACGAGUGUAGCGCACAACUAUAUUUCCAAAGGCCAUGAUGGAGGUUAAUCGGGUUCUCUUGAGUGUUUUUUCGCAUUCACGGUGCAGAAGCCUUGUCAAACUAUCACCAGGCUCGUAGAACUACUCAUGGAGACACCCAAAACAAUCUAUACGAAAGCCUUAGGAAUGUGCGCGUAGGUGUCUGAACCCCGAAUUGGUUGGGAAUACGGGUUCGGUCUGUACCCCAAAAUGAACUCGUCCCUUCCCUUCCCAUUCCCCGCUUCCUGAAUUUAACGUCUCUAAUACCUUCCACGUUGCUAAUGAUUCAAACCGUCCAACGCCAUGAGGAAAAUAAGGAAGUUAAACGAGUGAAAGAAAAGAAAAAGAGAAGUUGCAAGUAUUUCAAAGUCUUCUCAUUCUUUAUUGUGGCAUUCUACUUUCCUAAGAGUCGUGUUAGAUGUUGAAUACGAACUUACGAUUUGUAUUUCUCAUCUAACCCCGCUCCGGUAGUUUAGUUUAACCUUUUGACGCUGUGUGGCGCUGAUGACUCCCCGCCAAACCAUUUUAACGUAGUGUGGUGACCCGCUGACUCUUGCAAGGUUAGAGAGUAUUGGUUUAAAGGAAAAUGGGACAACCUUACCUUCAUGCCAACUCGCAGCAUCCUUCCCAUUCUCAUCUCCGCCUCUCAUCCAUCUCUUCUUCCCUUUCCCUCCCCAUCACCUCCUCCUCCUUUUCCCCUUUUUCCUUACCUAUAUCUCUUCCCAUUUUCAUGCUACCCUUUCCUCCCUCCCUUAAUGCUUCCCUUUCCUUCCCCAUUCCCUCCUCUUCCUCCUCCUCCUUCUCCUUUUUUCCCUUUUCCAUAGACAAGCUUAUUUACAUCUCCUCCCAUUUUCAUGCAACCCUUCCCUUCCCUUUCCUUCCCCAUCUCCUCCUCCUCCUCCUCCUCCUCCUCCAUCUUCCCCAGAGGCUCAGUGACAGAAGGGCAUUCGUAUACGGCAUUGACCAUAAGCUAGGGCAUUGCGCCUUCUAUUUGUGAUAUUACAUUUACGUAUUUAUGUAUAUCUGUCUUAUAAGUAUGGUUGUACAUAAGUGAAGUGUAUGAUGUAUAAUUUAUGUAUCAGUAGUGUACUAAUGCUAAUGAUACGCAUAUAUACAGUGAAAGAAGAAGAAAAAAUGGCCCCCAAAAAGAUGUUCUAUAAUGGAUGUGUGUGUGAUCGUGUGUGCGAGGUCGGGAUGUAUUUUUCCGGUUCUUGUCACGCAAAAUAAGUCUCGAAAAUGUUAUAUAAAAAUCUGCUGUCUGUCCCUUGUUCAGUAUUAUACUUUCUACACCGAAACGAA
Messenger RNA from Eriocheir sinensis (Chinese mitten crab), 2534 nucleotides. RefSeq lists its product as uncharacterized. Bases 155 to 757 code for a protein of 200 amino acids. The transcript is spliced from 3 exons. NCBI's taxonomy places the organism in Eukaryota, Metazoa, Arthropoda, Malacostraca, Decapoda, Varunidae. The record is from RefSeq and is a predicted model, not a curated record.